This is a messenger RNA of Nasonia vitripennis (jewel wasp), 2100 nucleotides long. RefSeq names its product 2-hydroxyacyl-CoA lyase 1 (gene Hacl). The coding region runs from base 297 to 2003 and encodes 568 amino acids. The record is from RefSeq and is a predicted model, not a curated record. Gene Ontology annotation, cellular component: peroxisome. The transcript has 12 exons. Gene Ontology annotation, biological process: fatty acid alpha-oxidation. Gene Ontology annotation, molecular function: catalytic activity; thiamine pyrophosphate binding; magnesium ion binding. Lineage: Eukaryota; Metazoa; Arthropoda; Insecta; Hymenoptera; Pteromalidae.
GAAUAUAUGAUAUUACACGCAUAAGCGCAUGAGCGCCGCUAAAUAAAUUUACAAUAAUAUAUAUCUCGUUCGUCGCUUAUAACCCCUCGCUUGCAUACUCCAGCAGAUUUCAAUCGGUUCGCAACCGGCACAGUCGCACUUCAGAUAUACGCUGAGCAAUUAUAAAUAUCGUAUAUCUAUAUAGUUGAAAAGUUUGCAUAGUAGGGUGAGUCCGCGGAGUGCAGACGAAGAGUUGUUAGCUCCAGUUUAUAAGUGUAUUUUGAGGAUUUUGCGACCGUUCGAAUAUCGAAUCGACGAUGACAGAGACUAAUGGAGAUCAGAUUUUAGCGGAGGCUCUCAAGGAGCAGGGUCUCCGUUACGUGUUUGGCAUAAUGGGCCAUCCGGUGAUCGAGCUGGCGCUGUCGAUGCAAGCAGCGGGUCUACGCUAUCUCGGCUUCAGGAACGAACAGGCCGCUUGCUAUGCUGCCCAGGCUUACGGAUACUUGACCAAAAAGCCGGCAGUGGUCCUAUGCGUGUCCGGACCAGGACUGUUACACGUAAUCGGCGGUAUGGCCAAUGCCCAAGUUAAUUGUUGGCCAGUAUUAGUCCUUGGCGGCUCGUGUCCCCAGGAUCACGAGGGUAUCGGCGGCUUUCAAGAAUGUUUCCAAGUCGAAGCAUGUCGUCCCUACUGCAAGUACUCGGCUCGACCGCCGUCUGCCAACCUCAUCCCUCAACACGUGGAGAAGGCCGUGAGACUUGCCACUUACGGACGGCCAGGUGCGGCCUACUUGGACCUACCGGCAACGUUGCUAAAACAGCGAGUCGACGGCAGUCAAGUGGUAAAAGUACUGCCGGUUCCAGAGCCACCUCUGAUUUUCCCCGAUGUCAGACUGAUCGAGGAAGCCGCAGACCUCAUCGUUCGCGCUAAAAAGCCCCUUAUAAUUACCGGAAAAGGUGCAGCGUACGCUCGCGCAGAAUCGCAAGUGCGCGAACUGGUCCGCUCGACGGAUCUACCAUUCCUGCCGACACCGAUGGGUAAGGGUGUGGUACCGGAUACCGAUGCACACUGCGUUUCCAGUGCCAGGUCAACCGCACUGCUUCAGAGCGACCUGGUACUCCUUCUUGGAGCUAGGCUUAACUGGAUGCUCCACUUUGGCAAACCGCCUAGAUACCAGGCUAACGUCAAAAUCAUUCAGGUGGAUAUUUGCGCAGAAGAACUGCACAAUUCCGUGGCGGCCACUGUCGCGAUUCAAGCGGACAUCGCUCCGGUAGCCGAAAUGUUGACAAAAGCACUGAAUAAUAGGAGGUACCGCUUGUCUAAAAACGAUCCCUGGUGGAAGGAAUUAGAUAACAAAGGAAAGAAAAACAAGGAGAUCGUUGAUAAAAUGAGCUUAGAUAUGAGAGAGCCUCUGAACUAUUAUGCAGUUUUCAAAGUAAUCCAAAGCUUGUUACCAGAGAACUGCAUAAUUUGCUCUGAAGGAGCCAACACCAUGGAUAUUGGUAGAACGAUGAUCUUGAACAACCUGCCAAGACACAGACUCGAUGCUGGUACAUUUGGUACCAUGGGUGUGGGAUUAGGUUUUGCUGUUGCCGCUGCUCUCUACUGCAAGGACAGUCAUCCAGAAAAAAGAGUUAUCUGUAUUGAGGGAGACAGUGCUUUUGGAUUCUCUGGCAUGGAAUUGGAGACUAUGUUUAGAUAUAAGCUACCAAUAAUUAUUAUAAUUGUAAACAAUAAUGGAAUUUACGGAGGAUUUGACAGUGAAACUUAUGAUAUCAUUAGAUCUUCUGGGGAUGUAUCAGAUGUAACACCACCUAAUACAUUGACCCCAGAAGCUCAUUACGAGAAUAUGAUGACGCUUUUUGGAAAGAAGGGAUACUUUUGUAAAAAUAUUUAUGAAAUUAGAGCAGCUUUAAUGACUUCUUUAAAGGUGCAAGAUUCUCCUAGUCUCAUAAACAUUAUGAUCAACCCUCAAGCUGAUCGAAAAGAACAAGCAUUCAGUUGGUUGACUGAAUCCAAACUGUGAUAACCUGUCCACUUUUUUUGAAUAAUUGAUAUGUCAGUAAUAUGGAAUAAUUCUUUUAUACGGUUGUUUUAAUAAAGUUGAUUUUCUUAAAAAAAUA